AUGGAGUGCAUGUUGUACCUCCGAAAGAAGGCGCGGAAGAAAAAAGUCAUGACUGCUACUACGCAUGUGAAGGAUAGCGCUACUGGACAGACCGGCAGAGUCGCUGCACUAGGUGAAAGUGGAAAAGAAGAAGCGCCGUGCGCUGCGGCGCUAGCACCGAGCAAGGUAGAAUGUUCGUUCACUCCCGUGCCUCCUCCGCAGAGCGCGACAAUGGCUCCGGCCCCGUUCGGGUCCGUUGGAGAAACGCCAAAGCCAGCCGUGACGAUGUCGGCUGGAGAUAGGGCGCCACCAUCGAGAACAACAGGGCCACCGAGCCCGUUUUCCGCCGGCAUGGAGCGAGAGCUGGACGUGUUUGUUAUGUCGCGACCCAAGGACAAAAGCGGCAUGAGUUCUGCCGUCGUGCUCGAAGCGCAGAGACGCGCCCGGCGCAGGGCCCUGUCGAUGCAAAAGCGAAAGACCGCCGAGGAGGAACGAAAAGCGGGAGCCCUCGAGUCGGCGAAGAAACCCCCAACCGUGGCGGACAUCGAGCGGCUCAAGGCAUCCCGCCGCGCGGCGCUAGCAAGAGCAGCUUCCCAGAUACAAAAGGCGAAGAGCCAGAAACAGGAGGCCGAGGCAAGGUCCGAAGGAGAGAGACAGACGAGGGAGGCCGAAGCGGCACGAAAGGCACAUGCCUUGAGGUCAGCGGCUGCGGCCCGGGGCAGCAUAGUGGCCGCCGAAAAGAAACAGCGGGAGCGACAGCUGGGGCUAGUGCGGCAGGCUGAAGCCGAGGCCAAGCGGGAGAGAGUCGCGGCAGUCCUCGCGUACGACGAGGCCCAAGCCGACGAGCGAGAGAGGCGCGUGCGAAACGAAACGUACGCGAGGAUACGCCGGGAAGAGCGGCGGCGAGAGUUGGCCCUACAGCGGCAGGAAGACGAGAGGGUCGAGAUGAUGCGGAUGUACGAGGCCGGGGAGAGAUACAAAGGCACCAGUCCUGUGGCCACAGUGCUCCCCGCUCCUGUGCCCGCGGUGCACUCCGCUCGGUCGUUUUUUAGCAUCACGGACUCGGCGUCCAUUGCCGAGACCGUUGUUGGAGACAAUGGCCCAGGGGUCGCAUCUUCCGCGUCUAGACGAAGAAAAACCUGGCGGCGAGUAGACCCCGACCACAUCGAAGAAGUCCAAGACGCGCUCGAGGGUGCAUGUAGCAACAGCGGAGGUGCCCAGGACGUGCGAAAGGCCGAGCUCGACGCCUUGAAAUCAACCCAUCACCAGCCCCAAGCGAACCAACAGGGGUCCACCCCCGCCCAGCACACCACUACCACCACCUCUCCGAGCGGCGGUGCUUUGUUGGAGCCACACCUAGCGUCAUCGCCAACAAACGCAAGACGUGCCUCCGGGUCCUCAUGUGCCCCACCGCUACCAGACGACGACAGCGGUGAAAUGGUCACCGUCAGUCGUAGGCUUAGAAAGCCUCCCCUCUUGUCGCCGACCCGACCCUCGUUCUCGUCGAGAUAUGCGAGAAGCGCAAGCGCGUCGGCCACUACCGGUGUCGCGGCAUCUGCUUACGGCAGCAGAAAUAGAAAACAAGGAGCUCUAGGAAGGAGAAGGAUAAGCACAACGCCUGUGUGGAAGCGGCCGGCGGUGCCGCUGAGCAAGCCGUACGUUCCCGUGCCGCAGAAGGACACCGGCGGCCGUAUUUCAUGAGCAUCGGGCUGAUCAUGCUCCACGCCACGCCACGCCACGCCACGCCACGGCGGCCUCGCGAGAUGUGCCUCGUCUUUUCCUUGUAUUCCGGAUCGCUGUGCCUGCCAGCGAGCACAAGCCACGCCGCGGUGCAAGUGCGCUUGUAACAGAACACGACUUCGGUGGUUAAUUUAAGACAGUGCAAGGCACGAACGAACGCGACGCCGCGCUUGCGGUCGGGCGGAUGGGCCGCCUACCGCAACAUGACAGUCGCACAACAUCUCUGAAAUCUACAAACAACCGCAUUCCGAAACCACCACAGCUUUUUUUCAGUCUCACACGACGAAGAGAAAACGGA
Molecule: messenger RNA, 2017 nt
Organism: Ectocarpus siliculosus
Lineage: Eukaryota; Phaeophyceae; Ectocarpales; Ectocarpaceae
Source: the annotation of a GenBank genome assembly